Dovyalis caffra is the source of this 1986-nucleotide messenger RNA. The record is from the annotation of a GenBank genome assembly. Lineage: Eukaryota; Viridiplantae; Streptophyta; Magnoliopsida; Malpighiales; Salicaceae.
AUGGUUAGGACCAAACCCAGAUACAACAACAACAACAACAACAAUUAUUACCGUCACCGUGGACAAGGAGGCAACAACAUGUUCAACAACAACAGGUUUUCAAGGACCCAACAGCAACAGCAGCAACCGCAGCAGCAACAGCAGCAGCAACAACAAGACCAAUCAUCGUCAUUAAUGGUGACAACAAGUUACAGAAUUUUAUGUCAUGAUAUGAAAGCAGGAGGAGUAAUUGGUAAGUCAGGGAGCAUAAUCAAGUCAAUAAGGCAACACACAGGCGCGUGGAUUAAUGUUCAUGAAUUGAUUCCUGGUGACGAGGAGAGGAUUAUUGAGAUUUCGGAUACGCGUAGGAGAGACCCAGAAGGGAGAAUGCCUUCGUUUUCGCCAGCGCAAGAGGCGCUUUUUUUGAUACAUGAUAGGAUCCUUGAGAACGAUUUGCAGUAUGGUGUGGUGAGUAGUGGGGUUGGUGGGUUUGAUGAGGAUGAGUAUGUGGGGAGAGGAGGGAAUAGAGUGGCUACCAGAUUGGUUGUUUCAAGAAUGCACGUGGGAUGUUUGUUAGGGAAAGGUGGGAAGAUUAUUGAGCAAAUGAGGAUGGAAACAAAGACCCAGAUUAGGAUUUUGCCUAGAGAUCAUACCUUGCCAAGAUGUGUUUCCAUGUCUGAGGAGAUUGUUCAGGUUGUAGGUGAUGUCAAUGCUGUGAAAAAUGCUGUUGCUAUUAUUUCAUCAAGAUUGAGGGAGAGUCAGCAUCGUGACCGCAGUCAUUUUCAUGGACGGGUACACUCACCAGAGCGGUUUUUUGAUGAUGAUUAUGUUCCUCAUGUGAAUACACGUCGUUCAUCGAUGGACGGACCACCCUCUUUUGGUUCGCGAGUACCUGCCCCUAACUACAGAAACAAUAACUAUUCCUCACGAGCAUCCGGUUUUCCUGUUGACUCUGGGGCUGAUCACAUCGCUGACAGUGCACAGCCCUUUUAUGUCGAGGACCUUGUGUUUCGAAUCCUUUGCCCAGUUGACAAAGUUGAUAGAGUUUUUGGAGAACCUGAUGGCAUAGUGGACUUGCUUCAAAAUGAAAUAGGUGUGGAUGUUAAGGUUGCUGAUCCUGUGUCUGGGUCUGAUGAACAAAUAAUCACCAUUUGCUCUGAGGAGGGUCCUGAUGAUGAGCUAUUUCCUGCUCAAGAAGCUUUGUUGCACAUUCAAACUCGCAUUGUUGAUCUUGUUCCAGAUAAAGACAACAUAAUAACAACUAGAUUACUUGUCCCAUCUAGUGAGAUUGGAUGUUUAGAGGGAAGAGAUGGCUCAUUAUCUGAGAUGAAAAGGUUAACUGGUGCAACGAUAGAUAUCCUGCCAAAGGAAAUGCUUCCGCCACAUUUACCAGGGACUGAUGAGCUUGUACAGAUUGAAGGGGAAAUAAAGGCAGCUCGUGAUGCUCUAGUUGAAGUGACAUCAAGACUUCGGAGUUACUUAUACAAGGAUGUCUUCCAGAAGGACCUGCCUCCACCUGUGUCUGCACCAGGCCCUGCUGGGACUGCUGGAGGAGUGCAGACAGCUUCUCCAAAUAACCCAACUCCAGCUCGUGAAGGUCACAGUGGUGGGGAUCCUCCUGCAAACUUUCAGAAUAUGCAAUCUGCUGCAACACCACAGCCAUCAAAGGAUGCUAGAGGAUCUAGUGUUGAAACUGUGAAGCAGAAUGAAAGCGAACGCCGUGAAGAUAUGCCUACUCCUACAAUGAAUAGAAUCCCUGUAACGCUGGUCACUAGGAGUAUACUUGAAGUUGUCAUUCCUGAGCCCGCAGUCCCCAAGCUUAUUACCAAAUCGAAAAACAAGCUUGCACAGAUCAGUGAGUUAUCCGGAGCCAAUGUAAUACUCGUCGAAGAUAGACCAGAUGUGACAGAAAAGAUCAUACAAAUAUCUGGAACCCCAGAGCAGGCAGAGAGAGCACAGAGCUUGCUUCAAGGCUUUAUUUUAAGCACACAAGAAGAUGGACCUUAG